Messenger RNA from Mycena citricolor, 861 nucleotides. Lineage: Eukaryota; Fungi; Basidiomycota; Agaricomycetes; Agaricales; Mycenaceae. The record is from the annotation of a GenBank genome assembly.
AUGGACCCAACACUCUCUGUCAGCUCCCACAAUUUCACCCCCGCUGCGACCCCCGCCGCAGCCCCCGCCGCAGCCCCCGCUGCAGCCCCCGCCGCGACCCCGGCUGCGCCUCUGAACCCAGAACCCACAAUUGAAGAACACACAAACCAGGUGGAAGCUGAUCCUCUUGAAGAUGACAUGAAUCAGUCUCUAUGGGUUGAUUCUGAGGACAUUUCCGUCGAUGAGGUUGCAGCCUGUCCCUCAGACUCAGAAGAGGCUCUUGCCGUAUCAGAUAUGAUGGAAACAGAUGAUGACAAAGACACAGCAACACUUGAACGUGACAAUUGCCAUGUCAGAAUAUCCUGGGCUUCAUUCACAAAGAGAUGCGCCCUUCUUUCCACGUAUGAUCUACAUCGAGUCCGUUUCAAUGCUCCUGAUAAGGUUAUCUGGAAAAAUCUGGCCCCUAUGGAGUAUUGGAAUAAGUCAAUCUGGAUUAUUCCAGUCCACUGGCAAGCCCAGGAACACUGGGCUCUUGUCAUUGUCCUGGUACAUGAGCAAAAGCUCCUCCUCUUCGACAGCUUGGCUCAGAAGCGAGCUGAAAAAGACCAGAAUGUCAUGUUACUGGUGACCCGCAUGACACUCCUGGCACAUCGAAACGGAUAUGCGCUCCCUUUGAGUUUGGAUGGGGAGGCCUGGACUGCAGAGCCCAUGAUUUCCACUGCAGUUCAGUGCAACAGUUACGAUUGCGGUGUUUGGGUCCUUGUCAUGAUUGCAGCUGUUCUGCGUGGAAUGCUGGGAUCCAACAUCGCUGAACCACAAAUUCCGUUUUUACGGCACACUCUCACCAACUUCAUGCUCACGCUUCCAUGCGUGCCGGCCUGA